UACAUUGUUAGAUCCUCCAACUAUUAAUAUACUGGUUGAAGAUGUUGCAGUAGCCCAGUUAUUGCAACAAUUCUGUUCCAGGACAUGGAUAUUAAGAACACUUCUCACGUGCCUUGAGCAGGGCAAACCAUCCUGCUGUAUUGGAAAAGAAAACCAAAAGACAAUAACCCCAGGCUCUUCAACCCUCAGAUCAGCAGGGCAAGAGAAGAUGUACUUCAGGACUGGGAAAAACAACCCGUUUAAUUUCUAGGAUGUCACCUCUACUGACGCUCGCAGUAUUUGUCUGUCUGCCUCUGCUGGAGUUCGGGGCAAGGGCUCGACCAUCUCUCAGUGGCACAGUGGAAACGCCAUCGAAUACGACAGACAGGAUAUCAAAUGGAAGCCGACAAGAGGUAUCAACAGCCGAACAUUUAGACGAGGCUUUUGAGGAGCAGGUCUACUACUUGCACCGUCUGUUCCAUCAGUAUGGAGACAACGGGACCUUGAACUAUAAGGGCCUUCAGAUGUUACUGGGCAGCCUGGGACUAGGGCAGGUCAGUGUGUUGGAGAUCAGCCACCAAGGGUUGAGGCACAACCAUAACACUCUGACACCCCCUCACCCACAAUCUCAUGACCAUGAAGAUCAGGAAAUGGACACCCCCAGUCCUAGUAGGCCUAUUCAACCACCCCCCUCUGUAAAAGCAUCCAGAAUUCCACAGCCUGGGAUAUCAGGGCCUGCUGGAUCUGGGUCUGAAGAGGGUAGCGCAUUAUCCUCUGAUCAUGUGAUUAAAGAAGAAAUUCUUCUAUGGUCAUCUGCUAUUGCACACUCUAUUUCUGUCCAAGGAAUGUUUGACUCCCUUGUGUCAAAUCACCCCACUACGAGGCAUCUUCAUGGGAACUGUCUGAACGUUACUCAGCUGUUGUGGAAUUUCGGUCUGGAAAAGGCAUCCCACAUCACUCCUGCCCACUUCACCCUCCUGUGUCCAGCUCUGUUGUACCAGAUUGAGAGUGGCGUGUGUCUACGCCACCCAGAAACCCAUGGUGCGGAGUCAGAAAGGAGUGUGACUUUCCUCAAAGCUCUGGGAUGGAGCUCCUUGGCUCUGGUUGUGAUCAGCCUGCCGUCUUUGCUGGCUCUGAGCCUGGUACCCCUCCUGCCACCCGCCCGCCUCCGUUCCUUCCUCUGCCCAAUGACAGCCCUGGCUGUGGGGACGCUGUGUGGAGAUGCCUUGCUGCAUCUCCUGCCUCACGCCAAGACUGGGCCACACUCAAACCACUCUGAAGAACAGGACUCUAUUCUGAAGGGCCUUUGCGUGCUGGGAGGUUGCUACCUCCUUUUCAUCUUUGAGAGCCUUCUAGGACUGAAGACCCAUUACAAGAAGGCUAAGAGGAAGGAGCAGAACACCAGUAUAGAGCUGUAUCCAGAGAGGGAGCUUACUGCUCUGCAGAGUGAGACACAAUCCUCUGAGCACGGUCACGGCCAUUCACAUGGCCCACCUUCCAAGGAGGAAGCUGGGAUAGGAAGCUUGGUGUGGAUGGUGGUUAUGGGAGACGGAAUCCACAACCUUACUGACGGUCUGGCAAUUGGUGCAGCUUUUUCUCAGAGUCUGGCUGGAGGUCUCAGCACCACGAUAGCAGUGUUCUGUCAUGAGCUUCCUCACGAGCUAGGUGACCUGGCAGUGCUACUAGGAGCAGGGUGGCCUGUUCGCCGACUAGUCCUCUUCAGUGCUGUUUCAGCCUUGCUGGGCUUCGUGGGACUGCUGACUGGCUCUGUCCUGGGCCACCAGUCUGCUCAGAUCUCCCCCUGGAUCCUCACCCUCACCGCUGGGGUCUUCCUCUACGUGGCCCUUGCUGACAUGUUACCUGAGAUGCUUCAUGGUGAUCCUGGCCUGAUGGGACCCUGGACUCGCUUCCUGCUACAGAACCUGGGCCUGUUGGCAGGGGGAGCCAUCAUGUUGUGUAUCGCUUUGUUUGAGGACCAUAUCGCAUUCAACCUGGGUGACAUCUGACUCAAUGGGAAGGAUAUGAGUGGAUCAAAUUCUAAACCACCUGAGGUUCAGAUGGUGAUUCAAACCCACUGGAUUGGCUACUCUUAAUUCAAGUUCAAACGGCCAAUAUCAAGACCUCAAAGUAGACUUCAUUUACAGUACUUUACUACUAAAGACCUGAAAAACAUGAUUUGAGAUGACCUCAAUUAAGCACCAGCUUCACUUUUUGAGCACUCUGAGGCACGAUAUUCCACAUUUACAUCUUUAGUAAUUUAGCAGACAUUCUUAUCCAGAGUGAUUUACAGGAGCAAGUGCCUUGCUCGAUGGAAGACAGGUUUUUUCCCCCCCAUCUAGUUGGCUUGGGGAUUCGAACCAUCAACCUUUCGGUUACUGGCCCAAAUGCUACGCUACCUGCUGCCCUACUGACACAAUUUGAUGGUUAAUGUAAACAACCCAUGAGUCACUCGUCCUGCCGGGCAAGAUGAUUAUCACAUGGCCAAGAGAAUGGCACUGUACUGCACACAAUUAUGCUUUCUUAUUACCAUGUUCUAUGAAACUAUAUUCUCUUAAUGUAGUGUGCAACUUGUUUUUUCCUAUAUCAUGAAUGUAUUUUUAUGGGAAUGGGAAAAAAAUUGAGUAAAUUAUUUCAGAAUGUUUUGCAUGGGUUGAACCACACUGGCAGGAAGUACAAAACAUAUGUAGAUUUUCAAUAUGUACUUUUUGUUUUUAAAAAUCUUGAAUACUGAAUAACCAUGUCAAAUUCACCAUUAAAGGUGUCCCUUUUAUAUCUGA
Molecule: messenger RNA, 2756 nt
Organism: Oncorhynchus tshawytscha (Chinook salmon)
Lineage: Eukaryota; Metazoa; Chordata; Actinopteri; Salmoniformes; Salmonidae
Product: zinc transporter ZIP10
Exons: 11
Coding region: 252-1985 (577 amino acids)
Biological process (GO): BMP signaling pathway; intracellular zinc ion homeostasis; zinc ion import across plasma membrane
Cellular component (GO): membrane
Molecular function (GO): zinc ion transmembrane transporter activity
Source: RefSeq, a predicted model, not a curated record